Molecule: messenger RNA, 2110 nt
Organism: Grammomys surdaster
Lineage: Eukaryota; Metazoa; Chordata; Mammalia; Rodentia; Muridae
Gene: Agmo
Product: alkylglycerol monooxygenase
Exons: 13
Coding region: 401-1744 (447 amino acids)
Biological process (GO): lipid biosynthetic process
Cellular component (GO): endoplasmic reticulum
Molecular function (GO): oxidoreductase activity; iron ion binding
Source: RefSeq, a predicted model, not a curated record
ACCUGUUACAAAACUGGUUUGUUUGCUUUUUGUCCUCUUUCAUUUUCCAAGGCACAGUUACAUAUGCUUUGUUUUUCUUCAUUCCUCUUUUUAGUUGUUGACAAGUUGCUUAAGCAAUAGGCAAACUGUAUUGCUUGCUUUUGUCUUGGGGUCUUCCUUGUCCCCACACUUGCUGCUUCCUGGGGAACCCCCCACUGAACUCUGAACCUCUUCUUGCUGCUAGUGUUCUGUGGCUUUGCACACAAACUCUGCUGUUGGCUGAGGUCUCUGUGGGUUUUUGUUCACAGUUCUUCUCUGACAAGGCUUGCUCUGUGCUACACAGUUCCUUUUCUUUGUUCAGUCUUGCACUUCUGCCACAGAGCCACAAAUAUCUCCAGCUGGGAAUCAGACAGGGACAGAAAUGAGGAGCCCAGGAGCCCAAGACAAUGUUUCAGUUUCCCAGGGUAUGCGAACUAUGUUUUACAUGAUGAAGCCCAGUGAAACUGCCUUUCAAACUGUUGAAGAGGUGCCUGAUUACGUUAAAAAGGCAACUCCAUUUUUCAUCUUCUUGAUUCUGCUUGAACUAGUCAUCAGCUGGAUCCUCAAAGGGAAACCAUCAGGUCGUUUGGAUGAUACUCUCACAUCUAUGUCAGCUGGUGUUGUGUCUCGGCUUCCAAGUCUGUUCUUCAGAAGCCUUGAAGUGACUAGCUAUAUUUAUAUUUGGGAGAACUACAGACUUUUUGAAUUGCCUUGGGAUUCUCCAUGGACAUGGUAUUUAACCUUCUUAGGAGUUGACUUUGGCUACUACUGGUUCCACCGCAUGGCACAUGAGAUUAAUAUUAUCUGGGCAGCACACCAAGCACACCACAGUUCUGAAGACUAUAACUUAUCCACGGCACUGAGACAGUCUGUCUUGCAGCAGUAUAGUUCCUGGGUUUUCUACUGUCCCAUGGCCCUUUUCAUACCACCUUCAGUGUUUGCUGUUCAUAUUCAAUUCAAUCUCCUCUACCAAUUUUGGAUCCACACAGAGGUCAUCAGAAGCCUUGGCCCUUUGGAACUGGUCCUCAACACUCCUAGUCAUCACAGAGUUCAUCAUGGCAGAAAUCGUUACUGCAUAGAUAAAAACUAUGCUGGCACUCUUAUUAUUUGGGAUAGAAUAUUUGGGACAUUCGAAGCAGAGAAUGACCAGGUCAUAUAUGGUCUAACCCAUCCCAUUGGAACAUUUGAGCCAUUCAAAGUGCAGUUUCACCAUUUACUCUAUAUAUGGACUACAUUCUGGGCCACACCUGGAUUCUGCCAUAAGUUUUCUGUCCUAUUUAAAGGACCAGGAUGGGGUCCAGGCAAACCAAGACUUGGCCUGAGUGAAGAAAUUCCAGAGGUUACAGGAGAGGAAGUCCCCUUCUCGUCAGGAGCAUCUCAGCUCUUGAAGAUAUACACUGUCCUCCAGUUUGUAGUAAUGCUGGCAUUUUAUGAAGAGACCUUUGCAAAUACAGCGGUGCUGUCUCAGGUCACUCUUCUUCUGAGAGUCUUCUUCAUAAUCCUGACCUUGACAUCCAUUGGUUUCCUUCUGGAUCAAAAACCCAUGGCAGCUAUUGUAGAAACUCUCUGGUGCCUGUUGUUCCUAACCCUGUACAGAUUUGGUCAUUUAAAGCCUCUUAUCCCAUCUUUAUCAUUUGCAUUUGAGAUUUUCUUUUCGGUUUGCAUUGCUUUCUGGGGCGUAAGAAGCAUAAAACAACUCACCUCUGGAUCUUGGAAAAAUCCUUAAUGCUCACAGGUCUGCAGGUCCUGUCAGUUGUCCAUGCUACGUCAGGAAGACAUGGGGAGAAAUAGAUAUCUUACAUGGCACCCAUGCUCCAUCACUGACACACAGAGAGAUCGGUAUCUUACAUGAAACCCACAGGAGCUACUUAGCUAAUGAAAAAUGAAAGCAUUUCUUUGCCUAUGUUUUUCUUACUUGUUUCCUGUUAAAAUUAAUGCAAAUUAUUUGUUUUUGUUUUCACUAAAUAUGUAAUAAACCAUAUCCAUUGAGGUUGUAUUCACCUCUCUCUCUCUCUCUCUCUCUCUCUCUCUCUCUCUCUCUCUCUCUCUCUCCCUCUCCCUCUCCCUCUCCCUCUCCCUCUCCCUCUCCCUC